This is a messenger RNA of Acanthocheilonema viteae, 775 nucleotides long. The record is from the annotation of a GenBank genome assembly. Lineage: Eukaryota; Metazoa; Nematoda; Chromadorea; Rhabditida; Onchocercidae.
UAAAGGUGGGUUGGAAUGCAUCGGUACCACAAUGUAUCGACAGUGAACCACCAACAUUCCAUAAUUGUCCAACAAAUCCGGUUUAUAUUCUAACAGAUGAUAAUGGACAACUUUUACCAGCUAUUUAUGAAGUACCAACUGCAGCUGAUAAUUCCGGAUCAAUAGCAUAUAUACGUGUAACACCGGAUGGUUUUGAACCACCAAAAAUGAUUUCACAUGAUAUGGAUAUUGUUUAUGUAGCAUUUGAUGAUGCUGGUAAUACAGCAAAAUGUACUGUACAACUUCGAAUACCUGAUACACAACCACCUGUAAUGAAAUGUCCUGAUUCAUAUAUUGUUCCGGCUAAUGAUGGCGAAUUUGAAAAAUUAAUUACAUUUAACGAGAGUACAGUACAAAUGGUAAUUCAGGAUACCUCUAAUAUUACGGAUGUAACAUUUGAACCAUCUGAAGCUUUGCUUACUCUUAGCUCACAUGUUACAGUUGAAGUUACCGCUACUGAUAGCGCAUCAAAUCGGAAUAAAUGCAAAUUUCAAGUAUCUCUUCAGGCAAAACCAUGUUCUUCAUGGUCAUUGAUUGGUGAAGAAAAUGUUGAAAAAGAAUGUCAAAUACAAGGUAUCUCAACUAUUUGUACUGCUAAAUGCGCUAGAAGGUUCACGUUUGUUAAUGAACGAAAUGCUACGCAACAAUUUACGUGUACCAAUGGUAUAUGGUCACCAUCAAAUGUAAUACCAGCAUGUGUACCGAUUGCUUUAGAACCAGCACGUUAUGAAUUAAC